Messenger RNA from Paraglomus brasilianum, 1449 nucleotides. Lineage: Eukaryota; Fungi; Glomeromycota; Glomeromycetes; Paraglomerales; Paraglomeraceae. The record is from the annotation of a GenBank genome assembly.
AUGUCGAAAAAUUUUUAUACUCAACUUUUAAAUAAUUUUUCGCAGCUAUUCGAAAGUGGCAAAAACUCUGACCUCAUUUUAUAUGUAGGUUAUAAGCACGAUAUAAAAGUAUUCAAAGUACAUACUCAAAUAUUGUGCGCUCAAUCAACAUAUUUCCAAGCUGCACUGUCCAAAAAAUUGUUCAAAAAGGAAGAUGAUUGUUAUGUUUUUGAAAAAACAAACGUCGAGGCCGAUGUGUUUGAAAUCAUUCUAAGAUAUCUGUAUACGGGAGAAGCGAAUAUAGGAAACUGUGAUGGAUUUCAGAUCCUUAAAUUGCUGGUUGCAUCGGACGAACUGAAUUUGAGUGAUCUACUUCAGUUCGCGCAGAGUUACCUUAUUGAAUCAAGAAAAUCCUUCCUAAUUGAACAACCAGUCCGAGUGCUUGAAUCAAUUUUCCGACUUGAGUCGUGCGAAAUGCUUAGACUCUUUUGCAUUGAUGCAAUUUGCGACGGCGGCACAAAGUUGUUCGAUUCUGACAUUUAUUUGACAUUAGAAGAAGACAUAUUCGCACAGAUAUUGCAGCAAGAUAAAUUGCAUAUAAAAGAAGUUGCAUUGUGGAAAGGUGUUUUGAAAUGGGGCGUAAGCAGACAUCCAGAGCUGAAAAACCCCCCGACAGAAUGGUCGACAGAUGAUGUGAAUCGAAUGAAGAAGACACUAGCCGGUCUUAUUAAACACAUUCGGUUUUUUACAAUUUCUGCAGACGAAUAUUAUGACGAAGUUAGGCCAUACAAAAAAUUAUUUUCUAAAAAACUAAGGGAAGAAAUGUUGCAAUUUAUAAUGCCACCAUCCAGAAAACCGGAAGAUAUUAUGGCAAAAACUAGAGGCAGACUGUUAGAUUCGGGAUUGGUUGAUUAUCCUAUCAUGGCUCUUAUUGCUGGUUGGGUCGAUUCAAUGAAUACUGCCUAUGACGAGAUCCCCUAUGAGUUUACACUUAUUUAUCGGGCAAGUCGUGAUGGAUUUGAUAAUCAAAAAUUUCGUAACAUGUGCUCCUCCAAAGGCCCAACUGUUGUUAUUGCCAAAGUUAUGAACCAUCCAAAUAUAUUCGGCGGCUAUAAUCCCUCAGAUUGGUCUGCUUAUAAUUCAGUUGGCUCUCCAUCAUGCAAUUAUACAAGUAACGGUUUUAUUUUUGAGAUGCCUGAUGGAAAGUCGACCGCAGGAGCACGCAUUGGUAGGCUCAACCGCGGUGAUAAUCGAUAUUGUCACAGUCAUUAUGGUCCAUCUUUUGGUAAUUUUUAUAUAAAUGGACAAGCAUGGAAUUCAAAUAUUUCAAAACGUAAUAUUUACAGAUCAUCUUCUCAUAUGACUUUGUAUGGAAAUAAACGAGCACGAUGUUCAAAUAGAAUAGCAUGCAGUAUUGCUAGUGGAACUCUUGAAGAAUACGAAGUUUUUACAAUAAAAAAAAAGGAUUAA